Messenger RNA from Uloborus diversus, 585 nucleotides. RefSeq lists its product as uncharacterized. Lineage: Eukaryota; Metazoa; Arthropoda; Arachnida; Araneae; Uloboridae. Bases 1 to 585 code for a protein of 194 amino acids. The record is from RefSeq and is a predicted model, not a curated record. The transcript is spliced from 2 exons.
AUGGGGAGAACCAAAUUUAAAGUUAUUGGAGAAAAGGAAGAAUGGAGCAGUGAAAAUGAAGAUGAAAAUGGAUUCCGUGCAGCAAUUAAAACGGAUCUGAAUGUUUCACCAGCCGAACUUGUUUAUGGAACUUCACUUCAACUUCCAGGAGAUUUUUUCGAUGAACAUUCGGUUAUAAAAAGCCCUGAAACUAUGAUACAGAAGCUAAGAGAUAUAUUUCACGAUUUUGCUCCUUUACCGACAAAAUCACAUUCUAAUAUUAAGCCUUUCGUAUCACAAGACUUAAAAACUUGCACUCAUGUUUUUAUCAGAAAUGAUGGGGUGCGGAAAAGUCUUCAGCCGCCAUACAACGGACCUUAUGCAGUCAUCAAGCGCGGCGCGAAAGUGUUCAAAGUAAUGAUAAAAGGCAAAAAUGUCACUGUGUCUGUAGACAGGCUAAAACCAGCAUUUCUGUCUGCUGACAAGGACAAUGUUAACCAACCAGAAGAAGAAAUGCGUAAAAAAGAUGAAGAAACUUCAUAUAGGACAAAAUAUGGACGAACAGUUCACUUCCCAAAGAAUUAUGGACAUGUCAUUCGUGGUUAA